CACUCGCAGCUAGGUUUAGAGAUCAGUUUAGAACUUUGGGAGAGAGAGAGAGAGAGAGAGAGAGAGAGAGACAACAGAGAGGUUGAUGUGCGUGCAAGGUCGAGGAGAGAGGUGGAGGCGACGAAUCGAGCAGAAAGAAGCGGAAAAAACGCUGCAGGUUGUACAAACACCCCACCCUCCCCACUUCACCUCAUUAUACUCCAUCCCCCACCCGGCACAUCACUGUCACCUCUCUCUCUCUCUCUCUCUCCAGCACGCAGAGAUAGAAACAUACGUUACAAGGACAACAGUAAACAUCACGCCACUCGGGGAGAGCCAGGAGGUACCUGAGAGAUCAGAGCGAGGUGUAACAGUCUCACACCUUGAACGCUCCGCAGUUGGACACGGCAUACCUUGUUCUUAAAGCCCUUUUGGUCCUUUCUCUUGUUCUUUUAGCUUUGUAUUUUGUGGGUCUUCAUCAUUUUAUCUUGUGCCUUCCUCAUUUGCUCCGAGAGAGAGAGACAUGGGUAGCGUUGGUGAUCUACAAGGGGCUAAUUUGAGUGCCACCGUUUCAGAAAGUGACACCAGAGGACGUAUGGGCGGUGGCUUGCCUGCUGAUCAAUACGACCAAGGAGAGAGAGAUAUAUUGGACGCUAAGCUGUGGCAUGCCUGUGCGGGCCCUCGUGUCUACGUUCCGCGUACUGGGGAGAAGGUUUUCUACUUCCCUCAAGGUCACAUGGAACAGGUUGAGGCAUACACCAAACAAGAUGGUAUGAGGGAAAUGCCAAUUUACAAUGUACCUUCUAAGAUCCUCUGCAAGGUUGUUCAUGUUCGCCUAAAGGCUGAAGCUCAAACAGAUGAGGUGUUUGCCCAAGUUACUUUGCUUCCAGAGCCAGAGCAAGACAAGCUAAGUUUGGAGGAUGAAACUGCUUUGUCAUCACCUACAAGAACCAGUGUAUGUUCCUUUGUCAAAAAACUCACUGCCUCUGACACAAGCACUCAUGGUGGAUUCUCUGUUCGUAAGCUACAUGCUCGCAAGUGCUUCCCACCUCUGGACAUGUCUCAGCAACCACCAGUACAAGAACUGGUCGCUAAAGACUUGCAAGGGCUUGAAUGGAACUUUCGCCAUGUUUACCGUGGGAGACCAAGGCGACACUUGCUCACCAGUGGUUGGAGUACCUUUGUGACUGCAAAAAAGCUUGUUGCUGGUGAUGCAUGCAUCUUCCUUAGAGGAGAGAAUGGGCAACUUCGUGUUGGGGUUCGCCGGGCAGUUAAACCACUAAAUAAUGCCUCAGCAUCCGUCAUAUCUGGCUGCAGCAUGCACCAUGGUAUACUGGCCAGUGCUUCCCAUGCGGUUUCUACUGGAACUUUGUUCACAGUGUACUACCGCCCAUGGACAAGUCCUUCUGAAUUUAUUAUUCCUUUUGAGCAAUACAUGAAGUUAGCUAAAAUUGUCUAUUCUGUGGGAACGAGGUUCACAAUGCCAUUUGAAGGGGAAGAAUGUUCAGAAAAGAGUGUGCCAACCAGAUGUUCAGGUACCAUAGUUGGUGUUGAAAAUAUCGAUUGUAUUAGGUGGCCUGGUUCAGAAUGGAGAUGUCUCAAGGUGCAAUGGGAUCGCACAUCAGACACAUUCUUGCUUCCUGAAAGGGUUUCCCCUUGGAACAUCGAGCUGAUAGAAUCAACUAAUAAGGAGCCCACUUCUACAAUAUCUGAACGAAAGAGGACAUCAUCAAUUAAUGCAUCAUUGCCUGGGUUUUCUAGAUUGACCAUUGACGGCUUAUUUCAUGGUUCAAUUGGGUACGCAUCUAAAAGACAUAAAGAGGUCUUGCAAGGUCAAGAAAACAAGAAAACCCGUGGUCAAGAACUGGAUGCAGAAACCCCACCAACAAUACCACAUUUGUUACCCUUAUCAGAUCCUGAUUGGUGCCACAGACUAAUGGGAUUGGAGAAUAAACCAUGUUUUCCAAUGCAUGAUCACUUUCCUCAACAUAAUAGUAGCACAAUAUCAUAUCCUGGUGGAAAUAUAACAGCUCCUUGCCCCACUUACCAGUGGCCCCCAAUAUUUCCUAAUGGAGUUUGUGACAAUAUUUCAGUUAGCAAGAACAUUUCAGUUUCAAAUGUUACCAUAAGCAAUUCUGGGUCCCAGACGUUCAGGUCUUCUGAAUCGAGGGAUGAAAAUGACGCUCCACUUUCCCAACCAACUAGUUGUUCAAGAUACAUGCUUUUUGGGGUCAAUUUGGCCAAUAGUCACCCGGAGCUCCCUUCACCACAAGUUGCCACUUAUUGUGAGCAUUCAAGUCCUUGUUCUCUCCCCCCAACAUUUGAGUCUUGUGUUUCUAAAACUAUCCAGGUUUCAGAGUCCUCUAAGAAUAGCCCUUGCGUUCAUUUGAAGAAACAAUGCGAGAAUUGUUCUAUUACUCACAGAAGUUGCACAAAGGUGCUUAAGCAUGGAACUGUUCUCGGCAGAUCAGUUGAUCUUGUGCGUUUCAAUGGGUAUGAUGAACUCAUUUCUGAGUUUGACGAGAUGUUCGAUUUCAAAGGAAGCUUGAUUGAUGGAUGCAGUGGCUGGCAUGUAACCUACACUGAUUAUGAAGGAGAUAUGAUGCUGAUAGGAGAUUGCCCCUGGCAGGAAUUUUGCUUCAAUGUGCAAAAAAUGUUCAUCUGGCCAAAGGAAGAAAUUGACAAGCUGAUUCAAACUCAACAGAUCCAACUCACCUCUAGUUGCUCAUUGUCAAGGUGAUGGAAAAUUUCUUGAGCUACAAUGGUAUUUUCUUGGAUCACUUUUCCAAGGAUGAAAGUUGAUUAUUCUAUGGAGAUAAAUUUGUGGAGGAUGUGUUUCAAUCUGUUUGCAAGGAUCUUGGCAAAUAUUUUGUAGCAGACAUUUGAAAGGCUUAUUGGUCUAUACUGGUAGACGGUGUUUGGUGAUUCAGUCCUCGGAAUGAGGACAAUGUGGGUGUAAUUCAUUUCCUUUAGAAGAUGACCAUUGGUGAAGAAAUUCUUAAUAGCCUUUGAAAGGUCAUGUUUGAUGAUGUCCUAGUAGGUUUUAUAGAAAAAGCCUGUGAAUCCAUCGGGGCCAGGGGACUUAGAAGAAGGAGUUCGUUUUAUGGUGUUGAGAAUUUCUUUAUCAAUUGGUAGUAUGCGCAGGUUCUCAUUAUCCAUGUUAGAGAUCCUCUUAGUGAACAAAUUUUCUAGUUCAUUAGGGAAGCUAGGUUCAGUGGAUGAGUAAAUGUUAUGGAAGUGGUCUAGGAACAUGU
Messenger RNA from Carya illinoinensis, 3233 nucleotides. RefSeq names its product auxin response factor 4-like. Gene Ontology annotation, molecular function: protein binding; DNA binding. Gene Ontology annotation, cellular component: nucleus. The record is from RefSeq and is a predicted model, not a curated record. The coding region runs from base 503 to 2719 and encodes 738 amino acids. Lineage: Eukaryota; Viridiplantae; Streptophyta; Magnoliopsida; Fagales; Juglandaceae. Gene Ontology annotation, biological process: response to hormone; regulation of DNA-templated transcription. The transcript has 15 exons.